GGGAAAAUUUCAUUGUUCAUUAUGGGUUCCCAAGUCGCCUCCUCAGUGAUCAAGGAAGGGAUUUUGAAUCCCAUACCAUCCGCGAGUUAUGUGCCCUCAUCGGAGCUGACAAAGUGAGAACAACACCUUAUCACCCACGUGGCAACCCGGUCGAGAGAUUUAAUAGAACACUCCUCAGUAUGCUUGGAACCCUUGAAGAAAAAGAUAAACAUCAUUGGAGAGACUUCGUGAAACCCCUUGUACAUGCGUAUAAUUGUACGCGGAACGACACCACCGGCUAUUCGCCCUACGAGUUGAUGUUUGGGCGCCAGGCUAAACUACCAAUUGAUCUUGUUUUUGGCAUCCAUCCUCCAGGUGAAAGACCCAGAACUCACUCCGAGUAUGUGACGAAACUACGAGAACAUCUUCAGGAGAGCUAUGAACUGGCUGCUGAAAAUUCCCGCAAAAUGAGUGAAAAGAACAAGGCAAAGUUUGAUCUAAAAGUUAGAGUGGCUGAACUGAUGCCCGGUGACAGGGUCUUGGUGAGAAAUUUGAGUGUGAGGGGUAAGCACAAACUUGCCGACAGAUGGGAAAAGAUGGUCCACACUGUGGUCAAGAGAAUUUCAAAUGGUCCUGUUUAUGUGGUAAAGCCGGAAAAGAGUAAUGGUCCCCAUCGUACCCUUCACAGGGAUCUCUUACUGCCCUGUGGGUUCUUGCCUGCGAGCCCAGUAAAACAGAUGCCUGGGACAAAUUUAACUGCGAACAGAAAACGUAAGAUAAGGACAAGGGCUAAUACUGAAGUGCGAGAGGGUGAUGAAUGUGAAGAACAGUCUAGUGAUGAAGAGGGAGGUUACUUUCAAAUACCUAUUCCUGAAAUAGUUACAAGGAGUCCCUUCGUUAAACAAGUGGAUGAUGGGUUGCUCACCUCUCAUAAUGUUCCUGCAAAAUCAUCAGACCAGUUGAACCCUCAUGCAGUCGAGUUUGCUCCAUGUACUUCAACUAUACCUAGAUCAGAGCCUGUUCAGCCUGUGAUUGAACUCACAAGAGAAGCAUCUGAGAUUGUUACUGGCGGUGCACCAGUCUUUCCUGCCACAGAAUCUGUUGGGAUUGAAAAUGCCCCUGAUUAUAUAGCCAUUGAAAUUCCAGAAGAGAUUGUACCAGCUGCAGGGUCAGAAUUCCAAGAAUUGUCCCACAGUUCAGUUGACACUGAAUCCGUACCCCUCAGACGUUCAGGUCGAGAAAGACGGCCACCAAAGACAUUAGAAUAUGAGGAAUUAGGGAAGCCCAUAUUACUUGCUCUUACAUCAUUUUUUGAUUCCCUGGGAAACAUUCUCGCUGCCAGUCUUGUUGCUAACACGCAUGCAGGGACUCAUGCGGUUUAGAGGGGGAGAGUGUAACCCUUGAUAUUUCUAUCCUGUUUUACUUCUUAGUCUCACUUCUUUAAAACUUAGUACUGCCCCUUUAAGAGGUUGGGUAGUUUAUGCGGGGAGAGAGUGCACAGCAAUAGCGCGCAGAGUGAAUGUGCAUGAAGCACGGACAAAACGCAUAGCGUCUGGGAGGUUGAAUUUGAAACACUGUGGAAGAGAAGUCGAAGACUUAUUGCUUUCCGUGACUUUUCUGAGACAUUCUGGUGAGUGUAUUCUGCUUGUAACGAAAUAUUUUGUUGUCCUAUUGUG
Molecule: messenger RNA, 1655 nt
Organism: Sinocyclocheilus rhinocerous
Lineage: Eukaryota; Metazoa; Chordata; Actinopteri; Cypriniformes; Cyprinidae
Exons: 2
Coding region: 180-1361 (393 amino acids)
Molecular function (GO): nucleic acid binding
Source: RefSeq, a predicted model, not a curated record